AUGUCUUCGGCAACGCCAACACCCCAAGACUCUGGGCUGCCUGCGCCUGCAACGCCAUACGAAACCUCACCUUUGGCACCAAACGCUUCAUCUGCGUCAAAGUCAACCAUACUCCAUCUCGGUGACGAUAUCCGGUGGAACCAUGACUUGUACGCGGAGCUGAACAACAAAUUCAACAUCAUAAGAACAUACUCGAUGGGUAGAGAAGACUUCAAAAAAGCGCUCAAAGAGAAGAAAUGGGGCGAUUUCGUAGGCAUGUACCGACCCUUCUGGAACACAGGCGGCGAAAUGGGGAACUGGGAUGAGGAACUCAUCGACCUCCUCCCCUCCUCCUGCAAAAUCUACGCCUCAGCCGGCGCAGGCUUCGACUGGGUAAACACGCAAUACCUCGCCUCAUACGCAGGAACCAUAUACUGCAACAGCGCAUCCGCAUGCACCGAAUCCGUCGCCGACGCCGCCAUCGUACUAAUCCUGUCCUGCUACCGCGCAAUCACCUGGUCCUUCCUCGCAGCGCGCUCGUGCGACCCAGAGCAGUUCCGCAACGCGAAUCAGAACAUCGCGGCCGUGACGCACAAUCCCAAUGGCAGCACGCUCGGUAUUGUGGGGCUGGGCCGCAUCGGUAUGCGUGUUGCGGAGAAAGCGAGUCGUGCUUUUGACAUGAAGAUUGCUUAUUAUGAUGUUGUGAGGAUGGAGGCGAGGGAGAAAGAAAUUGGGGCGAGGUGGUGUGCGAGCCUGGAGGAGUUGCUGUCGUCGUCGGAUUGCGUGCUACUUGCUACGCCCUUUUCGGGGGAUACACUGCUUUCGACGAAGGAAUUCGCGCAGUUUAAGAAGGGGGCGAGGCUUGUGAAUAUUGCGAGGGGCAAGUUGGUGGAUGAGGAGGCGCUUAAUAUGGCGUUGGAUGAUGGGAUUGUUUCGGCGGCGGGGCUGGAUGUUCAUGCUAAUGAGCCCCAUGUGAAUGAGAGGUUGGUGCAGAGGAAUAAUGUUAUGGUUUUGAGUCAUACGGCGGGCGCGAGUGUCGAGAGUCAUGUUGGGUUUGAGAGGUUGGGUAUGGAGAAUUUGUUGGGGUGGUUGGAGAAGGGGGAGGAGGGGUGUUUGAGUGCUGUGAAUUUGGCGUGGUUGAAGCAGGAGUGA
Molecule: messenger RNA, 1131 nt
Organism: Alternaria hordeiaustralica
Lineage: Eukaryota; Fungi; Ascomycota; Dothideomycetes; Pleosporales; Pleosporaceae
Exons: 2
Coding region: 1-1131 (376 amino acids)
Cellular component (GO): cytosol
Molecular function (GO): hydroxypyruvate reductase [NAD(P)H] activity; NAD binding; glyoxylate reductase (NADPH) activity
Source: RefSeq, a predicted model, not a curated record